ACAAUUUACCAACCCAUUUGCAAUUAAAUUUAAUUUUUUGAAAUUAUUAUUAAAAACAAUAUUUCGUGCAGACCCAUGAAAUUUUACACUUCCAAUCAAAAACUAUGGAUGUGAAAUUGAGUGUGAAAUUGUUCAUAAAUCAUUGAUAAUCAAUAUAUAUAUAUAUAUAUGCAAAGGAGGUUUAAAUGAAUUAGUAUGGAUUUCAAUACUGUGUCCUAACAUUUGAUGGAAUGGUUCAAUUUCUGAUGAGUUUCCUCUGUGGACUUUUGACAAACACAUAACACACAUUACAUAGAUUCCCCAUAAAGAGAAUUCACCAUAUUCUAUUCAAUGUGUAUCUUCCACAUACACAAUAACAUGAAAUGAAAUGAAAAUGCAUCAGAACCAAGUCUUUGUUCAUACUCUUCUUCCCUUCGUUUUUGUACUUAAAACUUGAGCUCCCUUGCAAAUAAGGGGAUCAUUUAUUAUUUUGUUGUGCUGUGUUGUGUGUUGUUCUUUGUUCAUACUCUUCUUCUUCUCCCUCCGCCCUUUUGUUUGAUGCUCUCUUGAUAAUGUUGUUUUUACAUUUUAUUCUGGUAUAAAGUUAAGUUGGCACCAUUAAAAUCUAGGGUUGAUACCUGCAUAGAUGUUGAAUUCUAGCUACUUCAUGUAACUAGUUGGCCAAAUUCAGAUUCAAAAAGGGAACCAGAAUUGGGCUAAUUUCAACUGAAACAGAAAAAUUUUGGGAAAUUUAGAAAGUUCAGUUGCCCGGUCUGGAAGAUGUAAUAGUAAUAAAGAGUCAGCCUUCACCCAAACCAUCGCCACAACAUUGGGAGCACAGAUUACACUCUAAUAAUGAUAAACAAAUAAAUAAUGGUACAAGUCAGGAUACAAAAAUGAAGCAAUUGAAGGAUUUAUUCAGAGAGAGAGAGAAUGUAGAUUUAUGUGUACAAUCUGAGUUAAGGACGCUUGCAAAUUAAGCUUGAUAAUGGAGUGUUGAAUUCUGGUUGAAUUUAGUCACUGAAGGUUAACUAACAAAGUUUGAGUUUAAUUUAUCUGAUGUUCAUGUUCCCAAUGGUUCGUGACUCUGAAAGAAUGUAAUAAUCUUGCUAGCAAGUGUUAUACAAUGAUCAACCAGGAAAAAGCCACUUAAAGCAUGAAAAGUGAGUUUGAGGGAUUUCAGAUUCUGUAAAACAGCUUUUGUGUCUGCAUUAUAACAGUUGGGGCUGCCCUAAAGCUUCCAGCAGCAAGAUUUACCAGAUCAUUUCCCAUGAAUGAAAUGUUACAAGAGACAGAGUCGUGUUGCCAUUGUUGUUAAGGCUACAGGUGAAAGCUCUGAAUCUUCGACUUCUCUGAGUAUUGUUAAAUCCGUACAAAAUGUUUGGGAUAGCUCUGAAAAUCGGCUUGCUCUGAUAGGACUGGGAUUUGCUGCAGUUGUAGCUGUUUGGGCAUCUGCAAAUCUAAUUACAGCAAUUGACAAACUUCCUCUUAUCCCAAGUGCAUUUGAAUUCAUUGGGAUAUUAUUUUCUUCGGGUUCUCUCUGUUUCAGUGGUUCAUAUAUCGGUAUCUCCUGUUCAAACCUGACAGGGAAGAGCUAUUGCAAACCGUUAAGAAGUCUGUAUCAGAUAUCUUGGGCCAGUAAUUUGCAGGCGGGUGAGAAAGCCUGUGUAAUUGAGAGUGUAUUUCUGAAUAUUAGAAUUGUAUUUUGGGUUCAUGUUUGUUGUUGUAGCAAUGAAAAAUCUAUGCAGCAAUUGCACAAUGGGAAUAUUCAGCUUUCAGUAGUGUAUCUUGUAAACAACACUGAACUCAAACUCAUGUUGUUUGCUUAAUGGUGUACUAAAUUUCAGCCUUCUUAUUUCACCCA
Camellia sinensis is the source of this 1843-nucleotide messenger RNA. The record is from RefSeq and is a predicted model, not a curated record. NCBI's taxonomy places the organism in Eukaryota, Viridiplantae, Streptophyta, Magnoliopsida, Ericales, Theaceae.